Trachymyrmex cornetzi is the source of this 1831-nucleotide messenger RNA. RefSeq lists its product as uncharacterized. NCBI's taxonomy places the organism in Eukaryota, Metazoa, Arthropoda, Insecta, Hymenoptera, Formicidae. The record is from RefSeq and is a predicted model, not a curated record. Gene Ontology annotation, biological process: negative regulation of phosphatase activity. Bases 166 to 1491 code for a protein of 441 amino acids. Gene Ontology annotation, molecular function: phosphatase binding. The transcript is spliced from 7 exons.
CAAGUAUAUAUACUUGCAUGGGGAACUAUAUUUUCCUCGAUCAAUAAUUUGACUCUGUUAUACCUUCAUUGUGAUUAAGAGAGCAUGUCUAUUUCUAGAAACUAUGAUAACCUGAAAAUUUGCUAUGAAUAAAAUCGUGAAAAUUAUAUGAUGUAAUAACUCAAUAUGGGUGAAAGGUACUUUGCAUGGGAUGAAAUUUCGGAAGGAUUAAUUCUAUUUAGUGUGGCAAAGGCAGAAGAAGAACAAGCUAAGCGACGAAGAAAGCGAAUUGCUGCUGUCCCUACAUCGGAAAUUUAUUCUCCACACGCGUAUUUGAUUUUGUGCUACCGGGAAACAUUAAAUGACAGCGAAAAGAUCAGAUUCCGGAAGAAUUAUCUGAGAAAAGUCACGCCGGAUGAGCCAGACAUCAUUAUCCUGCAGGACAUCAAGGAUCUCGUGCUCUUCCUCCUCGUGACGUCCGUCAGCCCGCAGUUCAUAAAUUUCUUUCACUUGCCGAUUGCAGACCGAUUUUUGAGAGCACUUAUCAUUUACUUCCAACGCUUCGUGCAGAUAUGGGAGGAUCUGGGACAUGAACGAGCGGCCACCAUGAGGAAGGCACCUAAUCCACUGGCGCGUGGACAUAGAUCUCGAUAUGCCGAUGAAAUGCAUACUCUACGUUGUGUCCUGGGCAGGGAGUACGCGGACUUGCUGCUGGGCUGCCAGGAUGGGUCUCGCUAUCACCACAUGAUAACCAAUUCGAAACGCACGGCCACGCAAUCUCAGGGCGAGAAAGACCUGCGAAUCUAUGAGGCAUUGAUAAGUGUGGCUCAUAGGGUCGUAUGGAUAGCAUUACAGCGAAAACAUUUCACUCUGAUCGAGCUAGAACUGCACAGGCUGCUCCGGACCGAGGCGUACAAUACCGCGCAAAGACAAAGUGGCAGUCAGCUUAUUCAGGAUAUGCUGGAGGAUGAUAUUCGUAUAUUACAUGGUCCCGAGACAACCCUGAAAACUCGAAAAUUGCUCAGAAAUUCCCCCUUACCUCACGAGCUGAUAUACGGAGAUUGCGACUAUCGUCUCCUAUCGUUAGGCGUAGCAGAUAUCGACAUACACCAUCCAAAAAUCGCUUAUCUAAGAAAUGCUCUUCUCGUCGACGAGGAAAAGCUAUCUCAAUUAGGGAUCAAAGUGGGCAUAUUGGGUCACAAUCGCUCGGAUUAUGAUAUAAUGUUAAUGCCGCACGAACCAGAGGAACCGACGGAGCCAACAGAAACUGCUUUGCUCGACAAAAAAUCGUUGGAGACGCGAAGGAGUAUCUUUGUAACUAAAAUCUUGGAACAAGAGGUCGAAAGCCUGCCCGAAAUAAUGGAGGAGUUCCCAGUGAAAGAAAUUCAGGAGGUAAACGAGAAAUAUGAUAAGAUUCGCGAAAAAUCCCGGAUAAAAUGGAUCCUUCGAGAGAUAAAACGACGUGAACGCAAAGCGACUGAUACUUACUCUAUAGCGACAACUUUAGACUGAAUGUUCAGAAUAGAAUAAAAUUCUUACAUCUAUACGACGAGAAUUUCACAAGAAAUUAAAAUGGUCUAGUCGUUUUGUCAAGCCGAUAUUAUCGUUAGGAUAUGAAUGACAAGGAUGGAUAUAAACUGAACGCUAUAACGCAAUAUAAAAAAUAUGCUUAUUAUAAUUGGUGAUGCCUAAUCAAGAGUAAUAAUGCUGAUAUUUUACAAGAAGAUACACAUAUAGAUACAUUUUCAAGCAAUGCGUUACGAUUAAAUUCGGCAUUGUCCUGUCGAUAAAUAAUUAUUGUAUACCUAAUCGCUAGCGCUAUAUACGUAAUAACAAUACAUACGACGUUAAU